AUGACUGCAGCUUUUACCCCUCAUGUAGCACAUUAUCAGGCUGGUGGUGAUGUCAGUGGCGCUCAGCACUCAGCCAAAGAAGCUCUACUACUGAUAUGGUGUCAGCGUAAGACCGCCGGUUACACCAAUGUAAAUGUGCAAGACUUCUCAAGCAGCUGGAGGCCUGAUCUUUUUGACUACAACCGACUACCGCAGGAUGAUCCAUUGAGGAACCUCACCCAUGCUUUCACUCUGGCAGAAGAAGAGUUUGAAGAGUUUGGUAUAAAACAGCUCCUGGAUGUGGAAGAUGUCAUGGUGCCCCAUCCUGAUGAGAAGUCUAUCAUGACUAACAUCUCCCUUUACUACCACUACUUCUCCAAAAUGAACCAGGGGCAAACUAUCCAGAAGAGGAUAGCUAAGCAGUCAGUGGUUGCGAUGGCAGAACAUGAGACAAACAAUUAUGAGCCGCAGAGGAGUGUUCUAGAAGUGGGAAAGGUGUGGAUCAAGGAUAUAGAUGUCUGUGUAGCUGCUGAACAAAAACAUGCUCCCAAAUCACCCAUCCUUCAAAGAAAUAGAACUUGUGAUGUUGCUUAA
Cyprinus carpio (common carp) is the source of this 573-nucleotide messenger RNA. Its product is annotated as spectrin beta chain-like. Gene Ontology annotation, cellular component: cell junction; plasma membrane; cell projection. Gene Ontology annotation, molecular function: actin filament binding. Lineage: Eukaryota; Metazoa; Chordata; Actinopteri; Cypriniformes; Cyprinidae. The record is from RefSeq and is a predicted model, not a curated record. The transcript is spliced from 4 exons. Gene Ontology annotation, biological process: actin cytoskeleton organization. Bases 1 to 573 code for a protein of 190 amino acids.